AAUACAACUACUACUUCUAUAUCCAACUCCACAAUCGCCUUCUCUCUUCCUCCCUUUCUCAUAUUCACAAACCCAUCCAAGGAGUAAGUAGGUGGUUGAAGAGAACAGAGAUUUAAAAUGGUGGAGAAGACUAAAAUCAGGAAAGAAGAGAUUGUUACCAGAGAGUACACUAUCAACCUUCACAAACGUCUUCAUGGAGUAACUUUCAAGAAGAUGGCUCCCAAGGCCAUUAAGGAAAUCAGGAAGUUUGCCCAGAAGUCCAUGGGAACAAAAGAUGUCAGAGUAGAUGUGAAAUUGAACAAGCACAUCUGGAGCAAAGGUAUCAGAAGUGUCCCAAGGAGAGUCAGGGUUAGAAUUGCACGAAAGAGAAAUGAUGAUGAAGAUGCUAAGGAAGAGCUUUACUCACUUGUCACUGUUGCAGAAAUUCCAGCAGAGGGUCUCAAGGGAUUGGGCACUAAAGUCGUCGAAGAAGCUGAAGAUUGAUCCGUUAUUUUGCUUCAACAACUAUCUUUAUUUUACUGGAGAGUUUAGGAAAGUUAAUUUACAGAUCUUGUGAUACCUUCUUUAGUUUAAUUUUUGUCACCGAGUCUAGUUACAUCAUUCAGAUCUUAUGGUUAAAACUUUUGAAACUAUGUUGAGCUUUUCGUAUUGCGGCUAUUGCCCCCAUGGAGAAAAUGGAAGCCUAAGUGCAGUCUGGCUUUGUUAGA
Papaver somniferum (opium poppy) is the source of this 707-nucleotide messenger RNA. Its product is annotated as 60S ribosomal protein L31-like. The transcript is spliced from 3 exons. Gene Ontology annotation, molecular function: structural constituent of ribosome. The record is from RefSeq and is a predicted model, not a curated record. NCBI's taxonomy places the organism in Eukaryota, Viridiplantae, Streptophyta, Magnoliopsida, Ranunculales, Papaveraceae. Gene Ontology annotation, biological process: cytoplasmic translation. Gene Ontology annotation, cellular component: cytosolic large ribosomal subunit; ribosome. The coding region runs from base 118 to 483 and encodes 121 amino acids.